This is a messenger RNA of Fusarium venenatum, 762 nucleotides long. RefSeq lists its product as uncharacterized. The record is from RefSeq and is a predicted model, not a curated record. NCBI's taxonomy places the organism in Eukaryota, Fungi, Ascomycota, Sordariomycetes, Hypocreales, Nectriaceae.
AUGUUCACCUUCAAAGCUCUCCAACUUGUCUCCAUGUGCACCCUAGCGUAUGGACAUGGCUACCUCAGUAAGCCCAUGAGCCGAACCGGUCUUAACGCCGAGGCCGGUCCAGAUACGUGCCCCGAGUGUACCAUCUUGGAGCCCGUGACUGCCUGGCCAGACCUCGACUCCGCCAAAGUCGGACGAACGGGUCCCUGCGGCUAUAACGCCCGAGUUAGCGUCGACUACAACCAACCUGGUGCUAACUGGGGCAAAGAGCCCAUCGCCACCUACAAGCCUGGCCAAGUUGUUGACGUGCAAUGGUGUGUUGACAACAACGGUGACCACGGAGGCAUGUACGCCUACCGUAUCUGUCAAGAUCAGGAUAUCGUCGACAAGUUCCUCGACCCAAAUUACAUCCCCACCGAAGCUGAGAAGCAAGCUGCUGAAGAUUGCUUCGAAGAAGGCCUCCUUCCCUGUACCGACGUUAAUGGUCAGGAGUGUGGGUAUAGUCCUGAUUGUUCGGCUGAUCAGCCAUGCCAUCGCAACGAUUGGUUCACCUGCAAAUCUUUCCAAGGAGACUCGGAUGGCAAGGGAUGCCGAGGUGUCGACAAUGCACCAAUCAACUCGUGCUACACAUCUAUUGCGGGUGGUUACACCGUCUCUGGCAAGAUCAAGAUCCCAGACUACGUCUCGAACCAUACACUUCUGUCUUUCAAGUGGAACUCGUUCCAGACUCCCCAGGUUUAUUUGACUUGUGCUGACAUCGCCAUUUCAUCUUGA